Molecule: messenger RNA, 372 nt
Organism: Pipistrellus nathusii (Nathusius's pipistrelle)
Lineage: Eukaryota; Metazoa; Chordata; Mammalia; Chiroptera; Vespertilionidae
Source: the annotation of a GenBank genome assembly
AUGGCUCCUUACGUGGAGGUGUUGGUGUCCGGCUUCGAGGACUUCAACCGGGCUGUGGAGCAGCACAAAGGCAAGACCAUUUUCGCCUACUUCACCGGUUCUAAGGACGCCGAAGGAAAAAGCUGGUGCCCCGACUGCAUCGAGGCCGAACCAGUCGUACGAGAGGGGCUGAAGCAUAUUUGUGAAGAAUGUGUGUUCAUCUACUGCCAAGUAGGAGAAAAACCUUAUUGGAAAGAUCCAAAUAAUGACUUCAGAACAAACUUGAAAAUAACUGCAGUGCCUACACUCCUUAAAUAUGGAACACCACAAAAACUGGUAGAAUCUGAAUGUCUUCAGGCCGACCUCGUGGAGAUGUUGUUCUCUGAAGAUUAA